This is a messenger RNA of Ictalurus furcatus (blue catfish), 6099 nucleotides long. It is a transcript of the gene scara5, whose product is annotated as scavenger receptor class A, member 5 (putative). Gene Ontology annotation, cellular component: plasma membrane. The record is from RefSeq and is a predicted model, not a curated record. Lineage: Eukaryota; Metazoa; Chordata; Actinopteri; Siluriformes; Ictaluridae. The transcript has 8 exons. Gene Ontology annotation, molecular function: ferritin receptor activity. Gene Ontology annotation, biological process: iron ion transmembrane transport. The coding region runs from base 3993 to 5243 and encodes 416 amino acids.
UGCUGUUGUUUACAUCACAUGCGGGAAGGAUUUUUUUUUUUUUUUUUUUUAUUUCCCAGGACCGUACUGUAGAUAAGUACAUAGUAAAUAGCGGUCAGUAUUAGGACGUGGUAUGUUAAUUGAGACACGGUUCAGGUUGCUUUGUAAUCUCCGUUCCCAUGUCCAUUUACUUGUUGACCGUGUUUCCUAGUCGAGUCCUAGUGUUUUGAUGUUUUAAACAUCUGCCCUGCUAUUAUUAUUAUUAUUAUUAUUAUUAUUAUUAUUGGAUAGAAUUAUGGAUUUGCCCAUGCUUUCACUGACUGCCUGUUCCUUCACCCCUGAUAAGGACUGUAGCUAUGAUUUUUGUGGGGAAAAAAUAAAUAAUAAUAAAUGAAGUCGCUUUCUUGUUGCAUCCUGUUGCCUCUGGCACUCGUACCAUGCAGAAAUGCCAACCGCAUGAGGUCGAGCUAGGACAGUUCGGGAUAAAGACACGUCUCCAGUUUCCGUCACUGCUAAUGAGCUCGCACGUUAAUCUUUCUAACUGCAGAGCGUGUGUGUGUGUGUGUGUGUUGUAUGUGGAGCCGUUCCUUGCUUUAGUGUGCUUUGCAGCAACAUGUCGAAAUAGUCCUUUUAGAAGACAAGAAGACGGCCCACCUGUCCUCGUUUUUGUUUUUAAUAUCGCAAUCCUUCACAAGUAAGACUUCUGCAAGCUUCCACGGUCGGUGUUUAGGAGAUCAAAAAAGACUUUGUAUAACGUGUUAAGUGGGUAUGGAGGGUUGAUUUUUCUACAUGACGCGUGAAGCCACGGUGGGGAGGACGCAGGACGUGCUGAGGAAAAGAAAGCGAGGCUGGAGUGGAGAGCGCUCGGAAGAAGGAGAGAGAGGAAGUACGACGCGGGAAAUGAUUAUCGCGCCUUUUAAUUAAGCGAGUCGGGAACGUCCGAGUACAGGAAGCGCAGUGGCUCUGUAAGAGCGGAGCUCAAGAAUCUGAAGAAUGAGAGCGUGGAUGAGGGGAGAAAAAGAAAAGGGGGGAAAAAAAAAGAGAGUUAACAGAGUAAAGUGGUGUCUCAAAUCUGGUGCUUGAAAGUAUACUGUAUACAAAUGUAGGUAUUAUAUUAAACAUGGUGUGUGUGUGUGUGUGUGUGUGUGUGUGAGGAAUAAAAUAUUUACGGAAGGAGUCUCCAGUGUCAGUACUUUUGUUACAGUCAGACGUAAAGCUGUAGUUUUCCAACAUCUUCUGGACAGGUUUGUGGUUUCUCACGAACAUGACACGCUGCUGGUUUGUUUGUUUGUUUGUUUGUUUGUUUUUGUUUUUUUGUCUUAUCGGCUUUGAAGGAGGAAAAACGAGAGGCUUUUGAGGAAAUGUUUAUUGUUUAUUGCUGCUGUGACGUGAGCGAGAACUUGUUUUGCGGACGUUCCACAACGUGUAAAUGUAACUAUAUGUGGAUUUAAAAAGUAUGACGUGGCGUUCACAAAUGACUAAGAAUGUGUUGGGUGCGGUAUAAGAGGAGUAAAACGCUCGCUGUUAUUGGGGAAACGUAAUGAAGAUCCGGCUGUAUCACGCCACACCGCUGUGUGUUGGUUAUUUUUCCUAUACAGCACCACCCCCAAGUGAUUUCUCUACAGAACUUUCCACAAGCCCCUCCCAUUUCGUUUCCUCCGUACCUGAUCGGACGGCGUCGCGGAGGCCGCGUCCGGGAGGGUCGAUGAGCGGGAUGUUAAUUCUAAUAUUCGUAAUCAUUCAAGAUCCGAUGGACCAUUUGGUGCCGGGACGUUUUCACUGCCGCCCGUGCCUGAGAGGAAUCGCUAGCUAGCGUUGCGUCGUGUAAUGUUUUCGUUCAAUCAAAAAAAAAAAAGCCCUGCAUUUAUUUGACUUGAUUGUAUCUGCAAGUACACUUAAUUUCCCAUCAGGUUGCCUGUGAAGUUCCCAAAGUGCUAACAUGUGCAAACUUAGGUGGUGGAGGUUUACAGUGUUGUUUAUCGCACUACGUUUGUUCUUAUUUCUCAGUGUAAAUGCACGACACAUAGAAUAAUACAUACGUAGGUGAUGUGAGGGUGAGAGUGAGAGAGGGGUUCAUGUUACAGAGAACAUCUAGAGAGAACUGGCUCGGUCCCUCUGUGGAAGGAGAGCUGUUUGAGAACAAAUGACUCACAGCAGGCUCGUGUUUUCCCCACACACAUGGAGCAUGUGCACUGCAUUAUUAUUCUCUCUCUCAUGCUCUCUCGCUCUCUCUCUCGUGCGCUCUCGCUCUCUCGUGCUCACUCUUUCGUGCUUUCUCUCUCUCUCUCUGGGGCUCUGCUGUAAAGACAGCCUGUGCUGUGGUUGUGCUGGUUUGACAGUUUGGAGGAACAUAUGAAUGAAUCUAGGGACAGUAAUAAAAAUAAAAUAAUAAAAACACAUCCUACCGAGAUCCGCUCUUGAACAGAGCGCCGUUUUACCCCGUUCAGUUCAGAGAGGAAGCUGCGGUUGUACGUUGAUUGUUUUGCGUGUGUUGUAUAAAUUCGGGAAAGACGUCCAGAAAGACACGAUGCUGUUUUAAAACGGCGCGUCUCGUAUGGUAGCACUGACGGGGGGGGAAAUAAGGUCCAUAACGGGUCGAACUACUUUAAAAUACAUAAAUGUAAAAGUUGUUGUUGUUUUAAAUAAACAUCAAAUUGUUCAUGUUUCUUUAAGUUUGUCUUUUCUUUUUUCUGUACAGUUUAAGCAUGAUGAAUGCUACAAAACAUAUACGUGUUUUUUUUAUAAAACGAUCUUUUUAUUUGUACAACCCAAACUCUGAUACCCGAUUUAGUAUCUGCGAUUGGUCAGAAGCUGUCGAUUUAAUUAUCUAUGACGGCGGCUCCGAUAGACGUCACGGGUUUGUAUGAACGUCUCUGUAGUAACGGCUCGUACGGCGGACACGCCUCAUAAACGGACUCAAAUUUUGUGUAAGUGUCGAUUUACGCUGACGGAUUCUGUACGGAGAGACGUUUAUUCUAACGUCUCCAGCGUCGGUGCUUCGUCACAGUCAGAGGUGAAGCUGCAAGUUUGACGCUUUCUGACGUGUGGACGUUGAGAAGUACCUGUACGUGGAUAAAUCCCGUGUUCUUGAGUAAAUAAAACAUUUUAUUCGUUGGAUUAAAGGAAUAAAACCUUUCAGGGCGUGCAGUUAUAGGAGAAUUCUCAUCUUCAGGCUGGGAACGGUAACUCUACUGCAUCACACCACGCUGACACUGAUUACUUCCCAAUAACCGCAUGACACGGAGUGACUUUUAUUCCGUAAAUACACGAGGGCGUACACUUAUCUCGAGAGAUCUAUAAUAUAUUUAUUUAUUUUAUUAACAGCUGUGAGAGGUUUGGAGCUGGAUACAGUUCAGUCGACGGAUUGCAAAACGUUUGAGGUUAAUGGUGUCCAGUGGAGUGGGUCAACUAGUGUUAGUUUUCUAGAAAAUAAAUUCAAAUGAGUUUGGGAGAAGAAAAAAAAUUGGCUUUCCCGAGAGUGCACUCCUCCCAAGGAAAAAGAAAACCCGAUAAUAAAAUCAUGUCAAUUGGAAGAGAUCAGCUAUGCGUUUAGGAAUAUGCAGCCGUAUUGUGUGAGAGUGAGAGAAAAUACAGUAUUUGUCAUCAAGGCUAGUUUUCCAGCGCGUCUCCUGAGGCUCGGCGUGAUUGGACACUGAGAGACGAGAGAACAGAACAUUCUUCCCGGUUUUAAUUUACUCCAGUGAGAUCGCGUCCAUCUGUUGCAGGGCUUUUGUGGUUUUGGCGUCGGUGUUUGCCAGAUUUCAUGCUCCGGCCCAAGUCAAACUGCAUAACCCCCCGAUUCUGAUUAAUAACGCUAAGUCUCAUAAGCGGAGAUGCUCACGGUGUUCUCGUCAUGAACGCUUGGAGUUCUUUCCCACAGUUCUUUGCAUCGUGUCCUUGGAAUGAACAUUCUCAGCUCUCAGACCUCGUGAGAUGCGAUUGCGAUUCUUCUGCGUGGCGUGUCGAAGACAGUCGAUGAUUUUGAGCUAGAUCUGCACUGGCGGCUGGUGAGGAUGGUGAAAGUUUCCAGGUCCCAGGCAUCAUCGGAGAAGCAGGAGGCUCUGCUGGAGAACGUGACGCGUCUGGGAGAUCGCUCCGAAGCUCUGCGGGAGUCUCUCGGCCAGCUGCCUUCCCAGAGCGACCUGCUGGAGAACAUCUGGAAGCUGGAGCGCCUCUUCCACAACCACAGCGAAGAGCUGAGGCAGCUAGGACGCCUGGUGCAGGGUCUGGAGCGGGACAUCCAGGACCUGCAGGUAUUUAGCGAACACGCCACGGGCUCUAUGGCCCAGAUGGAGGAGCAGGUGGGAAGCAGCCAGAGAAACAACAGCGCACUAAGAGCAGCUCUGGCCCGAGCCGCCGCCUCCAUCCACGGUCAGGAUGCCGCGCUGCAUGACACGGUGGGUCGAGUGGACGUCCUUCGCCAGAAACUGGACGAGGUGGACUGGACCGUGGGCUCCAUCAACCACUCGCUCAGCAGCCACGUCAGCACCCAGCGGCUGCAGAUGGAGCUGCUUCAGGUGCAACUGGGCAACGUGACCCAGGACGCCAGGAGUACCAGGAUCACGCAGAUCCAUCUGGAGGAGCAGAUGAGGAACGAGCUCGAGAUUCUCAACGUCAUCACCGAGGAUCUGAGGCUCAAAGACUGGGAACACUCCAUGGCCCUGAAGAACAUUACAGUCAUCGAAGGCCCUCCAGGACCAAAAGGUGAGAAGGGAGACGUGGGGCCUUUAGGACCUGCUGGAAUCCCUGGCCUGCCGGGCUUUAGAGGUGUGCCAGGAGAAAUGGGCAUCCAGGGGCCACGAGGACUUUCUGGCACCAAUGGAGUCGAUGGCCAAAUUGGGGAGAAAGGAGAUACUGGACCAAUGGGACCCAAAGGCCAGAGAGGAGAACGGGGAUUCAAAGGAGAGAAGGGGGACCGUGGGGACCAAGGAGGUAAGACAGUCCAGAACGUUCUGGUGCGUUUGAUGAACGGCUCAGCAGCACACGAAGGCCGGGUGGAGGUGUAUCACGAGGGCCGCUGGGGGACGGUGUGCGACGACGUGUGGGAUAAGAAGGACGGAGACGUGGUGUGUAGGAUGCUGGGAUUCCACGGCGCACAAGAGAUCCACAAAACCGGGCGAUUCGGACAAGGUACGGGUCUGAUCUGGAUGGACGACGUGGCGUGUAUCGGCACCGAGGACACCAUCCACCAGUGCAAGUUCUCCGGCUGGGGCAAAACCAACUGCGGACACGUUGAGGACGCCGGCGUGACGUGCAGCACUUAACCCCCCUCCCCCCUUCCAAAGACAUUUCGCUGAAUGGACAGCUUUACAUUCAGGACUGCGGCGCAGCGGCUGAGAGAGUUACGCUGAAGACGUCCUCCCUCCACCGUCAAAAGACAAGAGGCUCCGUUUGGGCCUCGUUUUCAGCAGGGUGGUGUUGGGGAUUAGUCCAGCUUCCACAGAGCUAACAGGGACUGAUGUCGGGACAAAUUUACAUCCUAAAGCCUGUUGUUUUUACUUAUAGGGGAACUUUGUUUUAAAAAAAAAAAAAAAAAAAAAAAAAAGUGUAAUAGAUUUUAUAGUAGCGCAUUUUUAUUACCGUCAUCUUUUCCUAGUGACCUCAUUCUGACGAAGCACCGCCAAAUCCGCUCCUCCGCUUAAACAGCUGUAGGCUGGGAACAGGAAGUGUGUAUGAACUGCAGCAGUAUUAACAGAUAGAGUAUCUGUACCGUAUGCCAUAAAGGGACGAGAUUCACGCGGCUUUACUUGAAGUUCAGUACUAUGUGCCUUCUGAUAUUUCCUAGACAGUAUUCACUCAUCAUCAUCUCUCUCUCACACACACACACACACACCCCUCUACUUCUCAAGUGUCUUCACUGAAACACGAGUAACCUGAUUCAGUGUCGAGUGCAGAGUUUAUAGCAGGGAGGAAAUUUCUGGAAGCCUGCACGGUUUCGUGCCAGAUCCCUUCUCGCGCGAUCGGUCGCACGAAGUAGGAUUGGAACGAAACUGCUCAGGAGGGCACAUCUCCAGGCUUAGGAAGGGGAAAAACAAGCAACAACAGUACGUGUAGUGAACAUCGCACGCUCACUUAAAAGAUGACGCCUUCAGCACGUCCUCAACUUCUUUAAAAAGCGGA